Solanum dulcamara is the source of this 1900-nucleotide messenger RNA. RefSeq names its product endoglucanase 5. Gene Ontology annotation, molecular function: hydrolase activity, hydrolyzing O-glycosyl compounds; carbohydrate binding. Bases 1 to 1899 code for a protein of 632 amino acids. NCBI's taxonomy places the organism in Eukaryota, Viridiplantae, Streptophyta, Magnoliopsida, Solanales, Solanaceae. The transcript has 11 exons. Gene Ontology annotation, biological process: carbohydrate metabolic process. The record is from RefSeq and is a predicted model, not a curated record.
AUGGGAAUAUUAUCAAAGCUACAAGUUAUUGGUGUGUUGUUAGUUGGACUACUUGCUUUGGAGGCAGUGGCUUAUAAUUUUGACUAUGGAGAUGCCCUGGACAAGAGUUUGCUCUUCUUUGAGGCACAGAGGUCUGGAAAAUUGCCACUGAAUCAACGUAUCAAAUGGCGUGGAGAUUCAGGACUCAAAGAUGGUUUUCUCCAAGGGGUUAAUUUGGUGGGAGGGUACUACGAUGCAGGAGAUCAUGUAAAGUUUGGAUUGCCUAUGGCAUAUAGUUUGACAAUGCUAGCAUGGAGUGUUGUUGACUACAGGAAGGAAAUGGAAGUCCUUAAUCAGAUGGGAAAUACCUUGGCUGCCAUUAAAUGGGGUACUAAUUACUUCAUCAAAGCCCAUACUCAACCCAAUGUCCUCUGGGCUCAGGUGGGAGAUGGAGAUUCUGAUCACUAUUGUUGGGAGAGAGCAGAAGACAUGACAACCCCAAGAACUGCUUACAAGCUUGAUCCUAGCCACCCUGGUUCUGACCUUGCUGGAGAAGCUGCUGCUGCUUUGGCUGCUGCCUCUCUUGCAUUCAAACCUUAUGACUCUUCCUACUCUAACCUCCUUUUAGUCCAUGCAAAACAGCUAUUCUCAUUUGCGGAUUCCUUCAGAGGUUUGUAUGAUGACUCCAUUCCAAACGCUCAAGCAUUCUACACAUCAUCUGGUUAUUCGGAUGAGCUUCUAUGGGCUGCUGCAUGGCUCUAUCGAGCAACUAAUGACAAGUACUACUUAAAAUAUGUGGUGGACAAUGCGGUAUCUUUGGGUGGAACUGGAUGGGCAGUCAAGGAGUUUUCGUGGGACAACAAGUAUGCUGGUGUUCAAAUUCUUCUGACCAAGAUUCUCUUAGAUGGAGCUGGUGGAUCAUACACUCCAACAUUGAAACAGUACCAGGCUAAAGCAGAUUACUUUACCUGUGCUUGUUUGCAGAAGAAUGAUGGAUACAACGUAGCCCUGACUCCUGGAGGCCUGAUCUAUGUUCGCGAAUGGAAUAAUCUGCAAUACGCUUCAUCAGCUGCUUUCUUACUCGCCAUGUACUCCGAUUAUCUUUCUGAGAAAAAAGUUUUAUUAACAUGUCCUGAAGGUCAAGUUCAACCAUCAGAUGUCCUUUCAUUCGCUAAAUCACAGGCUGAUUACAUUCUUGGUAAAAAUCCCAAGGCCAUUAGCUACUUAGUUGGUUAUGGACAAAACUACCCAAUCCACAUUCACCACAGAGGCGCCUCCAUUGCCCCUAUUUCAGUACUACAUACUGCUGUUAGUUGUAUAGAAGGAUUUGAGACUUGGUAUCGCCGCCCUCAGGCAAAUCCCAAUAUUAUCCACGGUGCCCUGGUGGGAGGUCCAAGUAAAACAGAUGACUUCAAUGAUGACAGGUCCAAUUAUGAACAAACUGAACCAACAUUAUCUGGUUCAGCUCCUCUUAUAGGACUCUUCUGCAAAUUGCAGUCCCUCUCAGGCUAUCCAGGUUUUUAUCAUCAUAUAUCACCAACACCAUACCAGAAGCCUCCAGCUUCCUAUCACCCACAGCCAUCAACACCCUACCACAAGGCUCCAGGAUCAUCAAAUUAUAAAGCUCCAGGUGCACCAGUGGCAUUCUUGCACUCCAUAAUUUCAACAUGGACAAUUGGUCCAACAGCUUACUACAAGCACAAGGUGGUGGUGAAGAACACAUCUCAAAAGCCAAUCACAGAUCUUAAGUUAAUAAUUGAAAACCUUUCAGGAUCAUUGUGGGGGCUUAGUCCAUGCCCAGAGAAGAACACAUAUGAGCUUCCUCAGUGGAUUAAAGUACUAAAACCUGGUUCAGAACUCACUUUUGUAUAUGUUCAAGGAGGUGCCCAAGCCAAGGUUUCAAUAAAGAGCUAUCACUAAC